This is a messenger RNA of Perognathus longimembris pacificus (Pacific pocket mouse), 3624 nucleotides long. RefSeq names its product zyg-11 related cell cycle regulator (gene Zer1). The annotation marks the transcript as partial. The transcript is spliced from 14 exons. Gene Ontology annotation, molecular function: protein binding. Gene Ontology annotation, cellular component: Cul2-RING ubiquitin ligase complex. Lineage: Eukaryota; Metazoa; Chordata; Mammalia; Rodentia; Heteromyidae. The record is from RefSeq and is a predicted model, not a curated record.
GGUUCCCCCCUGGAGUCAGGUUCCUUCUGUCUCAGGUAUGUGGAGCUGGUGAACACGGCCUGCACCUUCGAGCCGCACGAGAGCUUCUUCAGCCUCUUCUCAGACCCUCGCAGCACCCGCCUCACCCGCAUCCACCUUCGGGAGGACCUGGUGCAGGACCAGGACCUGGAGGCCAUUCGCAAGCAGGACCUGGUGGAGCUCUACCUGACCAACUGCGAGAAGCUCUCCGCCAAGAGCCUGCAGACCCUGCGCAGCUUCAGCCACACGCUGGUGUCCCUGAGCCUCUUUGGCUGUGCCAACAUCUUCUACGAGGAGGAGAACCCGGGGGGCUACGAGGACGAGUGCCUCGUCAACCCCACCUGCCAGGUGCUGGUCAAGGACUUCACCUUCGAGGGCUUCAGCCGCCUCCGCUUCCUCAACCUGGGCCGCAUGAUCGACGGCGUCCCCGUGGAGUCGCUGCUGCGGCCACUGCGCUCUCUGGCCGCCCUGGACCUGUCAGGCAUCCAGACGAGCGAUGCCGCGUUCCUCACGCAGUGGAAGGACAGCCUGGUGUCCCUUGUGCUCUACAACAUGGACCUUUCUGACGACCAUAUCCGCGUCAUCGUCCAGCUGCACAAGCUGCGACACCUGGACAUCUCCCGAGACCGCCACUCCAGCUACUACAAGUUCAAGCUGACCCGGAAGGUGCUGAGCCUCUUCGUGCAGAAGCUGGGGAGCCUCCUGUCCCUGGACAUUUCCGGCCACAUGAUCCUGGAGAACUGUAGCAUCAACAAGAUGGAGGAGGAAGCGGGGCAGACCAGCACCGAGCCUUCUAAGAGCAGCAUCAUGCCUUUCCGGGCUCUGAAGAGGCCCCUGCAGUUCCUGGGACUCUUCGAGACCUCCCUGUGCCGCCUCACGCACAUUCCUGCCUACAAAGUGAGUGGCGACAAAAAUGAGGAGCAGGUGCUGAACGCCAUCGAAGCCUACACUGAGCACCGGCCUGAGAUCACGUCCCGGGCCAUCAACCUGCUGUUUGACAUUGCACGUAUUGAACGCUGCAACCAGCUCCUUCGGGCCCUGAAGCUGGUCAUCACGGCCCUCAAGUGCCACAAGUACGACAAGAACAUCCAAGUGACAGGCAGCGCUGCCCUCUUCUACCUGACCAACUCCGAGUACCGCUCAGAGCAGAGUGUGCGGCUGCGCCGGCAGGUCAUCCAGGUGGUGCUGAAUGGCAUGGAGUCCUACCAGGAGGUGACGGUGCAGCGGAACUGCUGCCUGACGUUGUGCAACUUCAGCAUCCCCGAGGAGCUGGAGUUCCAGUACCGCCGCGUCAACGAGCUCCUGCUGAGCAUCCUGAGCCCCACGCGGCAGGACGAGUCCAUCCAGCGCAUCGCCGUGCACCUGUGCAACGCCCUGGUGUGCCAGGUGGACAACGACCACAAGGAGGCCGUGGGCAAGAUGGGCUUCGUCGUGACCAUGCUGAAGCUGAUUCAGAAGAAGCUGCUGGACAAGACGUGUGACCAGGUCAUGGAGUUCUCCUGGAGCGCCCUGUGGAACGUCACUGACGAGACGCCAGACAACUGCGAGAUGUUCCUCAACUUCAACGGCAUGAAGCUCUUCCUGGACUGCCUGAAGGAAUUCCCAGAGAAGCAGGAGCUGCAUCGGAAUAUGCUGGGGCUCCUGGGGAACGUGGCGGAGGUGAAGGAGCUGCGGCCUCAGCUGAUGACCUCUCAGUUCAUCAGCGUCUUUAGCCACUUGCUGGAGAGCAAGGCGGACGGCAUCGAGGUGUCCUACAACGCCUGCGGAGUCCUCUCCCACAUCAUGUUCGACGGGCCCGAGGCCUGGGGUGUCUGUGAGCCGCAGCGGGAGGAGGUGGAGGAGCGCAUGUGGGCAGCCAUCCAGAGCUGGGACACCAACUCCCGCAGGAACAUCAACUACAGGUCAUUUGAGCCAAUUCUGCGCCUCCUUCCCCAGGGCAUCUCUGCUGUCAGCCAGCACUGGGCCACCUGGGCCCUGUACAACCUGGUGUCCGUCUACCCUGACAAGUACUGCCCCCUGCUGAUCAAAGAAGGUGGGGUGCCUCUUCUGACGGACAUGAUGGAGAUGGCCACCGCCCGACAGGAGACCAAGGAGAUGGCUCGCAAGGUGACGGAGCAGUGCAGUAACUUCAAAGAGGAGAACAUGGACACGUCCAGAUAGAGGCCUCGGCCGCCCAUCGGGACCCCAGGCCGAGAAGAAGCACUUGUGUGGCCCAGCGGCAGGCGCCUUCCACAGCCUCCCACGGGACAGAGACAGAGGGGACUUUUGCACAAGCAACGCUUUUCCUUAACAUUAGUGAGAUAUAUAUAUUAUAUAUAUAUAUUAUUUUUGUUGUUAGGCAGUGUGAAGUUUUGUGUGUAUGAUUUCUGUACAAAAGCAACUUCCUGAGCCCCACCGCUUCCGUGUCCAUUCCCCAGCCAGCCCGGCCUUCACCACUGCCAUCCCCCCCCCCCACCCGCCCUCCUCUUCCAGCCCCCGCCCUGAGUGACUCCCCCAGCCGCUAAACGCCUCUGGGUGUCUGGUCCCUCCUGACAAGGAGCCGGGCCUGGCUUCUGUCCUCCAGAGAAGAGCAGCCCUUCCCAGGGCCUCGCCAGCCCCCGUGCCGCCUGCCCACACCCGAGGGCCUCGUCCCCGCUCCGGGGGGCAGCUGGUGGGGUCUGGCUCCCCCCAGAAGCCUCGGUGCUCCGGGCCACGGCCGCCUAGGGCAGGAGCGGGACCUGGAGGCCCCGUGGCGGGGUGUGGAGCUGCAACCUGGCCCUGCCCGCCUGCGGCCACGCUGCUACGAGGCUGUCUCCCAGCCUCCCUCAGGCCCCAGGCUGCGGAAGGCCCAUCCCAGGGUGGCCGGAAGUCAGGGGGCAGAUUCUGUGGCCCCCCCUCCCCCCGCCAAACACACCCAGAACCUGUCCCCAGCUCUGGAACCCAGCGGGGCCCAGACCCGCUUCCUCUCCCAACCCUGUGCUGCCCACAGCACCCGAGGUGCUCAGCCUCUCCCACCAGCACAACAACGCCUGCCUGGCCGGCGGCGUGCCCCCCGCCGCCCCGGGAGCCCCACGGCUGGAGGCAGGGGUCCCCCCCAAGCUCUUGGUGGCAGCAGAGGCAGCCACUUCCGGACCAGCACCUGGACGGCCCCUCCCUGCCCGUCCCCCGCCCCCGUGGCCCCGGGCAGCGGCUGGCCUUGCCCUGCGCCGCCCCUGCCUCACUGAAGGAAGCAGCGCGCGGGACCCCCCACGCGGCCCCACGCGGCCCCCCGGAGCUCAGGAGGCGGUGCCCUAAAUGGCCACUUUGGGGCCUUUUCUCAUUUCCUUCCCCGGCCUGGCUUUGGAUUCUCCUGCCACUCCUGCCUCCACAACAGGCCAGAUGAGCAGGACCCAGGCCACGGGCCCUUCCUCCCGAAACCUCUCCCUUGGGCCGGGCGGGAUAGCCUCGCCCUGGGCUGGGGGGGGGGGAGGGGGGGAGCAGACGCUGCCCCUCCUUCCCCACCCAGGCCCUCCCGGCCCAGCCCGACCCCGGCCGAGCUCCUGCCGCUCAUCGCAUCGCUUCACAGCCCGGGACCCGGGAAAUGUCUGUACUUUCGGAUGUCACAGAAAUACAUUUUUGUGCAAAGUG